AUGAAUCUCGUGAGAAUCAUCUUGCUCUUGUGCGCCCACACGGCAGAUCUGGUGGCACCUGUAUGCAACGGCGUGAAGGAUCAGGUGGUGUUCUGCAAAGAUGGCAACAGCCUCAAAAUAGAUCCCCCCCCCCCCGCUCCUGACUACAAGUGGCAAUAUGGAACACCCGACAGAGCGCUCCCAGGGGAACUGAAGGCAGACCCAACCACAAAUGUAGUGACGGGCCCCCUGGAAGCAAAGCACACCGGCUUGUACUUGGCCAUCAAAACUGAUGAUACAUCACAGACGGACAAGUUCACCGUCAUUGUGGAUGCGGUCGAGUGCACCAAAGAGACGCCGUGCCAGGUCGGGACGGGUAGCUCCAUCAAAUUGAACGCCGACAUUGAAGAUGCCGAAUGGAAGUUAGGCAACGACAAACUCAAUGACCCUGCUAAUAAUGAACCACCCAAGUUCACCGACAAGAAGAAAGCGUUGGGCCUCUUCGACGUGAAAGCAGAUCAGAGCGGGACGUACAAGGCCACGAAGGCAGGAGAGAGUGCAACGUUUCCAGUCACCGUCAGCGCUAAAACUCCCGUCUCCGGUGUCACAGUCAAGGAGGGAGAGGGUUGCGAUGCGAAAUUAGAGUGCCAGUUCACCGGUGAUGCCAAAGACAUCAAAUGGACCAAGGACAAUGAGGCCGUGACUCCUGACGGGAAAACGUUGACCGUCAAGACGGGGGACUCCGGUAAGUAUGCCUGCAAGGUCCUGGGCUUCCACGGUGGUGCUCCGGUGACGAGCCCCACCUUUCCCUACGCCUACGCAGUUUCCACGGUCAGCAUCCAACGGAGCGGCCGUGUCCUCACGUGUGUCGCCGACGGUGCCGUCAAAACCUUUGAGUGGCUGACGUUCGGAAACGUGCCUGUCACAGCAAGCGACGGCAAAGUGGGCAGUGACCCGUCCAAGUUCACUUUGGACGCCAAGGCCAUAGGCCAGUUCAUUUGCAAGGUCACCGCCUGCGAUAACAAGAACAUCAACUCCCCGCCCUUCAACGUCAGCGGAGGCAAGGGCCCCACCGGUAGCCCCGGCACGGACCAGGACAACGAUCCGAAACCAACCGCAGCCACCCAGGGCCCGUCCUGCUCUGUCGCUCUGUUGGUGAUAAGCGUCCUCAUUGAGCUCUACGUGGUGAUGAUGAUGUAG
Syngnathus typhle (broad-nosed pipefish) is the source of this 1179-nucleotide messenger RNA. RefSeq lists its product as uncharacterized. The transcript has 6 exons. Bases 1 to 1179 code for a protein of 392 amino acids. Lineage: Eukaryota; Metazoa; Chordata; Actinopteri; Syngnathiformes; Syngnathidae. The record is from RefSeq and is a predicted model, not a curated record.